Molecule: messenger RNA, 2195 nt
Organism: Otolemur garnettii (small-eared galago)
Lineage: Eukaryota; Metazoa; Chordata; Mammalia; Primates; Galagidae
Gene: FOXO6
Product: forkhead box O6
Exons: 2
Coding region: 266-1942 (558 amino acids)
Biological process (GO): regulation of transcription by RNA polymerase II
Cellular component (GO): nucleus
Molecular function (GO): DNA-binding transcription factor activity, RNA polymerase II-specific; RNA polymerase II cis-regulatory region sequence-specific DNA binding
Source: RefSeq, a predicted model, not a curated record
AGGUGCUAGAAGCGGGGCUGGGCGAGGUGUGUGCCCUCUGGGCUCCCGGGCCGCCGCCCCCUCAUUGCCUGGGUCUUUCCCUCCCUGCGUGCUCCGGAGCGCGUCCAGCCCCCGGCCUCUGCGCCCCAGCCCAUGGCGCCCCGCAAUUGAGCCAGCGUCGCCAGGGACCCCUCCUGCGGGCCUCCCCAGGGCGUGCAGAUCCCGGAGCCGCCCGCCCACCCUCCGCGGAGCUUCCCUCCCUUCCUCGCCGGAGCCCGGCGGGACCAUGGCUGCAAAGCUGCGAGCGCAUCAGGUGGACGUGGACCCGGACUUCGCGCCGCAGAGCCGGCCGCGCUCGUGUACCUGGCCACUGCCGCAGCCCGACUUGGCCGCCGACGAGGACCGGGCGCUGGGCGCUGGAGUGGCUGAGGGCGCCGAGGACUGCGGGCCGGAGCGCCGGGCGACAGCCCCAGUGAUGGCCCCAGCGCCGCCGCUGGGCGCGGAGGUCGGACCGCUGCGGAAAGCGAAGAGCUCCCGGCGGAACGCAUGGGGGAACCUGUCCUACGCCGACCUCAUCACCAAAGCCAUCGAGAGUGCCCCGGACAAGCGGCUCACGCUCUCUCAGAUCUACGACUGGAUGGUCCGUUACGUGCCCUACUUCAAGGAUAAAGGCGACAGCAACAGCUCGGCCGGCUGGAAGAACUCCAUCCGGCACAACUUGUCACUGCACACCCGUUUCAUCCGUGUGCAGAAUGAGGGCACUGGCAAGAGUUCCUGGUGGAUGCUGAACCCCGAGGGCGGAAAGACAGGCAAGACCCCGCGGCGCAGGGCCGUGUCCAUGGACAACGGGGCCAAGUUCCUGCGCAUCAAAGGCAAGGCAAGCAAGAAGAAGCAGCUGCAAGCACCUGAGAGGAGCCCAGACGACAGCCCUCCGGGUGCGCCAGCCUCAGGGCCAGUGCCGGCUACCGCCAAGUGGGCCGCCAGCCCCGCCUCGCACGCCAGCGACGACUACGAGGCGUGGGCUGACUUCCGCGGCGGCGGGCGACCUUUGCUCGGGGAGGCGGCCGAAUUGGAGGACGACGAGACCCUGGAGGCCCUGGCGCCCUCGUCACCGCUCAUGUACCCGAGUCCUGCCAGUGCGCUGUCGCCAGCCCUGGGCGCGCGCUGUCCCGGGGAGCUGCCCCGUCUGGCAGAGCUGGGAGGCCCGCUGGGGCUGCACGGCGGCGGAGCGGGGUUGCCCGAGGGCCUGCUGGACAGCGCGCAGGACGCGUACGGGCCACGGGCCCGCGCCGGGACGCCCGCCUACUUUGGCGGCUGCAAGGGCAGCGCCUACGGCGGAGGAGGGGGCUUCGGGCCGCCGGCGCUGGGCGCGCUGCGCCGCCUGCCCAUGCAGACCAUCCAGGAGAACAAGCAGGCCAGCUUCACGCCAGCCGCCGCGCCCUUCCGCCCCGGGGCGCUGCCCGCACUGCUGCCGCCGCCGCCGCCUGCACCUAGGCCCGGCCCGGUGUUGGGCACGCCAGGGGAGCUGGCGCUGGCGGGCGCGCCGACCGCCUACCCCGGCAAGGGGGCGGCCCCGUACGCGCCGCCGGCGCCCUCGCGCAGUGCCUUAGCCCACCCCAUCAGCCUUAUGACGCUGCCCGGCGAGGCGGGUGCCGCGGGCCUGGCACUGCCCGGCCACACUGCCGCCUUCGGGGGCCCACCUGGAGGCCUCCUGUUGGACGCACUGCCGGGGCCUUACGCGGCGGCCGCCGCUGGGCCGCUGGGUGCCGCACCCGACCGCUUCCCAGCCGACCUGGACCUCGACAUGUUCAGCGGGAGCCUGGAGUGUGAUGUCGAGUCAAUCAUCCUUAACGACUUCAUGGACAGCGACGAAAUGGACUUCAACUUCGACUCGGCCCUGCCUCCCCCGCCUCCUGGCCUGGCCGGAGCCCCGCCCCCCAACCAGAGCUGGGUGCCAGGCUGAGGGCCACUUCCCACGCCUUGGGUGUCUCGGUCCCAUCCCUAAGGGGCCUCUGUCUUCCCAUUCUGAACCCCGGGUCCCCAUUUCCAAGUCUAGCUCCCCUGGAGGCAGCCAGAGCCCUGCUAGAGACCUUUCAGAAGUUGACCCCCCAGGGAAGUGGGAGGGAGGGGCUGGACAUCCCACCAUUCUUGCCCAAACUCCUUCGACCAGUUCCUCCCCUCCUGGGGCAGGAAGCCUAGGAGAAGAAGCUGAAUUC